Molecule: messenger RNA, 606 nt
Organism: Penicillium cataractarum
Lineage: Eukaryota; Fungi; Ascomycota; Eurotiomycetes; Eurotiales; Aspergillaceae
Exons: 2
Coding region: 1-606 (201 amino acids)
Molecular function (GO): protein binding
Source: RefSeq, a predicted model, not a curated record
AUGUCAAAUUACUCUCAAAGGCGCUUCAAAGGGUGCAGGCGGCACGUCAGGUUGCAGCUUGAUUAUGGGCAGCCAAAGCCUCCUGCGGAACAGAUUUGGUAUCAACAAAAAGGUCAUGAACUUCUGGUGGUCAAUCCGGUUGAAAUUCCGCAGAUCGAUGCCGAUCUUGAUCUUAUCAAGCAGUCUUUGGAUCAGAAGGCCAUUCCGAAACAGACUCCAUCAAAGGAAGAUAUUUUCGAUAAGCUCCCGUAUGAGCUUCGGCAUGAUAUUUUCAAGCUCCUUCCUGCUGGUUCUAUUCUUGCUUUAAAGGCUGCAUCAUGGGCGAUGCAUCUUACGACUUUUUCAGCUGACUUUUGGAGAGAGAAGUUAAGUGCUGAGAUGCCGUGGCUAUGGGAGAUUCACGAUAUCAAUAUUUUUCAAUCGCAAAAAUCGGAGGAUAGAGCGUCCGGGCUGCUUUUGGAUAUCCAGAAGAAGAGUGCUUAUACAUCUGAGAAUGAUGAUUUUAUUCUGGGACUCGCCAAUCGGAGAAGAAUUUGGGGAGUCUGUGAGCAGAUUAGGGCUCGGUACUUGGAAAGCCUUGCUGGUAUCUCUGAUUCAGAGAGCUAG